CAUUAGACCGUUUAGCAAAUAAUCACAUCAUUAAACAAUCUAUUUUUUGCCCGAAAGUUCAAAUAUUAACUCCCCAAAUAAUUCCGGUGAACUAUGAACUUUGACAAUUGUCCCUGCCGGCAAUGAUCUCUCUAAACAGCUUAACUAAUCACACUCUCUAAACCCUAAAUUCCACCAAAAAUGGACAUCCUAUUCGCCCAAAUCCAAGCCGACCUCCGGUCAAACGACGCUCUCCGGCAAUCCGGCGCUCUUCUACAAGCUUUACAACAGUCCGCCGCCGGCCGAGACACCUCCGUCAUCGCUAAAACCGCCGUCGAAGAAAUCGUCGCGGCACCUGCUUCCGCCGUAUGUAAAAAACUCGCUUUCGAUCUCAUCCGUUCAUCACCUCGUCUCACUCCAAAUCUGUGGGAUUCGCUCAUUUCAGGCAUCAAAUCUGACCUCAAUUUUCCCGAUCCUGAUGUUUCCGCUGCCGCCAUUUCCUUCCUCUCUGCAAUUCCUUCUCAUCUUCUAUCAACUCUGAUUUCCAACUCGCAUCAACAAAUUACCUCUUGUUUUGAUUCAAAUAGUAGUAAUCUUCGGUUUUCGAUUACAGAAACACUAGGUUGUAUUCUUGCGAGGGAUGAUCUUGUUGUUCUUUGUGAAAAUAAUGUUAAUUUGCUUGAUAGGGUUUCCAAUUGGUGGAGGAGGAUCGGGGAGAAUAUGUUGGAUGCUUCGGAUUUGGUUGCGAAGGUUGCAUUUGAAUCGGUUGGGAGGUUGUUUAAGGAGUUCGAAUCAAAGAAAAUGAGUCGGUUAGCUGGGGAUAAGCUUGUUGAUAGUGAGAAUUCUGUUGCGAUUCGGUCUAAUUGGGUUUCUUCUAUGGUGGAUUUUGUUUGGAAGAAGAGGAAUUCAUUGAUGUCUAGGGCGACUGUACUUCCCGUUGAAAGCUUUCGUGCUACAGUCUUUCCGCUUGUUUAUGGUGUUAAAGCUGUUGCUUCCGGUUCUGCUGAAGCUAUUCGUAAGCUCUCGUCGAAGGGGGAUGGAACUGGUUCAUUAGUGUCUGGCAAUGCUGAGAAGUUUGUGGGAGUUUCGGACGUGGUUAUGCAUUUAUCACCAUUUUUAGAGUCUUUGGAUCCUGCAUUGAUAUUUGAGGUUGCCAUUAAUAUGUUGUAUUUAGCUGAUGUCCCUGGAGGCAAGACUGAGUGGGCUUCUACUUCCAUUAUUGCCAUACUCACACUCUGGGAUCGACAGGAAUUCUCGUCUGCUAGGGAGAGUAUUGUUCACGCUGUUGUAACCAAUCUUCACUUACUCGAUCUUAAUAUGCAGGUUUCAUUGUUUAAGAGGUUGCUUUCAAUGGUGAGGAACUUGAGGGCCGAAUCAGAUCGUAUGCAUGCUUUGGCAUGUAUCUGUCGAACAGCUCUUUGUGUUGAUCUUUUUGCCAAGGAAAGUGUUCGUAGAGGUCAGAAGCCGCUGGCUGGAACUGACAUUGCUUCUCUAUUCGAAGAUGUGAGGAUAAAAGAAGAUCUUAAUAGUGUUACAAGCAAAAGCUUGUUCAGAGAAGAGCUGGUGGCCUCACUAGUUGAAAGCUGCUUCCAGUUGUCUUUACCUCUCCCUGAACAGAAGAACUCGGGGAUGGAGAGUCGAGUUAUUGGUGCCCUUGCUUAUGGUACCGGGUAUGGAGCUUUAAAUUGGACUGAGCCAGCAUUGGAAGUUGUUGAAGUUUGUAGGCCAUGUGUUAAGUGGGAUUGUGGAGGUAGAACUUAUGCAAUCGAUUGCUAUCUCAAAUUACUGGUCAGACUAUGCCAUAUAUAUGAUACGAGAGGUGGUGUUAAAAGAGUAAAAGAUGGUGCUUCACAGGAUCAGAUUCUGAAUGAGACGAGGCUGCAAAAUCUUCAACGUGAACUUGUCAAAGAUUUACGUGAGGUGAAUACACCUAGAAUAUCAGCCCGUCUCAUUUGGACUCUAGCAGAGCACAUAGAUCUUGAAGGUUUAGAUCCCCUUUUGGCUGAUGACCCUGAAGACCCGCUAAACAUUAUUGUGGCAAAUAUACAUAAGGUUUUACUCAACAUGGAUUCAUCUGCUAUGACGACAAAUAGGCUGCAAGAUGUCCAGGCAGUUCUUCUGAGUGCUCAGAGAUUGGGAUCUCGAAAUGCAAGGGCUGGUCAAUUGCUGAGUAAAGAGCUUGAAGAAUUUAGAAAUAAUGGCUCGGCAGAUUCUGUUAAUAAGCAUCAGUGUCGCUUAAUACUGCAGAGGAUCAAGUAUGCUACCUUACAUCCUGAUAAUAGAUGGGCUGGGGUAAGUGAAGCUAGAGGAGACUAUCCUUUUAGCCACCACAAGUUGACCGUCCAGUUUUAUGAAGUAGCUGCUGCCCAGGACAGAAAGCUAGAAGGUUUGGUACAUAAAGCAAUUUUAGAGCUUUGGAGGCCAGAUCCUAGUGAAUUGACACUCCUGCUGACAAGUAAAAUAGAUUCAAGUCUGCUUAAGAUUGCACCAAGAGCUUAUACUUUGACUGGAAGUAGUGAUCCGUGCUAUGUUGAAGCAUAUCAUUUGGCAGAUCCAAGUGAUGGGAGGAUCACUCUGCAUCUGAAGGUUAUAAAUUUAACUGACAUCGAACUGAAUCGAGUUGAUAUACGAGUUGGUUUGACUGGAGCAUUGUAUUUCAUGGAUGGUUCACCACAGGCUGUGCGGCAGUUGCGUAACCUUGUAUCGCAGGAUCCUUUACCUUGUAGCAUUACAGUAGGAGCUUCCCACUUUGAGAGAUGUGCCCUUUGGCUUCAGGUUCUGUAUUAUCCAUUUUAUGGAACUGGUCCAAUUUAUUAUGAAGGUGAGUAUGCAGAAGAAGAUACCCAAAUUGUUCGACAAAAAAAGAGUUCCAAGCAAGAGUUGGGAGAGCCUGUGAUUUUGAGGUGCCAACCUUACAAAAUUCCUCUGACUGAGCUGCUGCUGCCACAUAAAAUCUCCCCUGUAGAGUUUUUUCGAUUAUGGCCUAGUUUGCCUGCUAUUGUGGAGUACACUGGUACAUAUACUUACGAGGGAAGUGGGUUUAUGGCAACUGCUGCGAAGCAGUAUGAUGCUUCACCUUUCUUGAGUGGCUUGAAGUCUCUGGAAUUGAAGCCUUUUCACAAAGUUUGCUCUCACAUCAUCCGCACAGUUGCUGGAUUUCAGCUAUGUUUUGCUGCUAAAACAUGGCAUGGAGGCUUCUUGUGGAUGAUGAUUUUUGGUGCUAGCGAAGUCAGUAGAAAUGUUGACUUGGGUGAUGAAACCACUACCAUGAUGUGCAAAUUUGUAGUCCGAGCAUCAGACGCCUCGAUCACAAAGGAAAUCGAGUCAGAUUUGCAAGGUUGGUUGGAUGACCUUACAGAAGGUGGCUGUGAAUACAUGCCAGAAGACGAGGUAAAAACAUCAGCUGCCGAAAGUUUGAGAAUAUCAAUGGAACGGAUAGCACUUUUGAAGGCUGCUAAACCACGCCCUAAAGCCGAGUCUGAAAGUGAAGAGGAAGAAGGAAGUAGCGGAGGAGAGUCGGAAGAUGAGGAGAAAAAGAAGAAGAAAAAGAAGGAUAAGAAAAAAGAUGAGGAGGAUGAAAAAACUAAAGGACCUUCAUACUUGUCGAAACUUACAGCUGAAGAGGUGGAACAUCUUGCUCUUCAAGCAGCUGUUAUUCAGGAGUGGCAUAUAUUGUGCAAGGAUAGAGACACUAAAGUCUAUUAAUGUCUUAAAAUUAGUUGAAUAUUGUUUUACAUUGGUUUGUAUAUCUAGUUUAGAUUGCCAAGUUUUUUUUUGCCCUUUUCUUCUACUUAUUUUAUUUGAUUUUAGUUUCUCAUAUCAUUGUUAGUGUUGUAUUAUUUGAUUUGCAAUUUGUAUUUUUCACUUCAUUUUUUGAUUCAUUGAAUACUUUGCAUCGGCUGGACAGUUACUGUUUAACUACUUGAGAUGGUGUUCAUAAAUAUCUUUUUCGCGUACUCAAUUUGCUUGAUUUUUUUUAUUUUAUUGUCUACGAUUUAUAGUAAUUUGUU
This is a messenger RNA of Amaranthus tricolor (Joseph's coat), 3989 nucleotides long. RefSeq names its product protein TPLATE. The coding region runs from base 181 to 3684 and encodes 1167 amino acids. The transcript has 7 exons. The record is from RefSeq and is a predicted model, not a curated record. NCBI's taxonomy places the organism in Eukaryota, Viridiplantae, Streptophyta, Magnoliopsida, Caryophyllales, Amaranthaceae. Gene Ontology annotation, biological process: endocytosis.